Messenger RNA from Vigna unguiculata (cowpea), 1989 nucleotides. RefSeq names its product aspartic proteinase 36. Gene Ontology annotation, biological process: proteolysis. Lineage: Eukaryota; Viridiplantae; Streptophyta; Magnoliopsida; Fabales; Fabaceae. The record is from RefSeq and is a predicted model, not a curated record. Gene Ontology annotation, molecular function: aspartic-type endopeptidase activity.
CGUGGACCCCAAUCUCCAUUUCCUCCUUCUCCCCUCUGGAGUCCUCUUCACUCUCCCAACAAACACAACACCUCGCGACGCUCGCUGCAUCGCGUGACAACUACGUCCAUGGAGAUGCUUCCCGGGAGCAGAAGAACAAUCUUCGUCUCCGCCUGCGUGUGGUUUUUUCUGUCACUGUUACCGUCGCUGUCACCGGCGAGUGUCGUUAGCGCCACCCACGGUGUCUUCAACGUCAAGUGCAAGUACCAGGAGCGCACCCUUUCUGCCCUCAAAGCCCAUGACUACCGCCGCCAGCUCUCCCUCCUCGCCGGAGUCGACCUCCCCCUCGGCGGAAGCGGCCGCCCCGACGCCGUUGGGCUUUACUAUGCUAAAAUUGGGAUUGGAACUCCUCCGAAGAAUUACUACUUGCAGGUGGACACUGGCACUGACAUUAUGUGGGUCAAUUGCAUUCAGUGCAAAGAAUGCCCCACCAGAAGUAGCCUUGGUAUGGACCUUACACUCUAUGACAUAAGGGAGUCCUCCUCUGGUAAAUCUGUUCCAUGUGAUCAAGAGUUCUGCAAAGAGGUCAAUGGAGGUCUUCUGUCCGGAUGCACUACUAAUACGACCUGUCCAUAUCUGGAGAUAUAUGGUGAUGGGAGCUCAACUGCUGGUAACUUCGUAAAGGAUAUUGUACUUUACGAGCAAGUGUCUGGGGACCUUAAAACCGAUUCAGCUAAUGGAAGUAUUAUAUUUGGGUGUGGUGCUAGACAAUCUGGAGAUCUAAGUUCUUCAAAUGAAGAAGCACUUGACGGAAUACUUGGAUUUGGAAAAGCUAAUUCUUCAAUGAUUUCACAACUUGCUUCUUCUGGCAAAGUGAAAAAGAUGUUUGCUCAUUGUUUAAAUGGAGUAAAUGGAGGUGGUAUAUUUGCUAUUGGGCAUGUUGUGCAACCUAAAGUGAAUAUGACUCCAUUAUUACCAGACCAGCCACACUACAGUGUCAAUAUGACAGCAGUUCAAGUUGGCCAAACUUUCCUUAGUCUAUCAACAGAUGCUUCGGCACAAGGGGAUGGAAAAGGGACAAUAAUUGACAGUGGUACAACCUUGGCCUAUCUGCCUGAAGGGAUUUAUGAUCCGCUAGUAUCCAAGAUAAUUUCUCAGCAAACUGGUCUAAAAGUUCAGACUCUCCAUGACGAGUAUACAUGCUUUCAAUAUUCUGAGAGUGUUGAUGAUGGAUUCCCAGCUGUCACAUUUUUUUUUGAAAAUGGACUCUCGUUAAAGGUUUAUCCACAUGAUUACUUAUUUCCCUCUGGAGAUUUCUGGUGUAUUGGUUGGCAAAAUAGUGGGACACAAUCAAGAGAUAACAAAAAUAUGACCUUAUUAGGAGAUUUAGUGCUUUCAAAUAAACUUGUCUUCUACGACCUUGAAAAUCAGGCUAUUGGAUGGACUGAGUACAACUGUUCUUCAAGCAUUAAAGUGAAGGAUGAACGAACGGGAACGGUCCAUUUAGUUGGUUUCCACUACAUUAAUUCUUUUGCAUGCGUUUUAAACAUCAACGGAAUCAUGAUCUUGUUUCUACUUCCUCUGCUACAUACACUGCUUCAUUGAAACAGAACAGCAAACACAUAUACUAAGGUCAAAAUUAUGGCAACAGGAUUUGGAAAUAGAAAGGACAAAAAAAAUGCAAAGUGAGAAAUUGAGUUUUCAUGAACUUGCAUGAUUUUAAAAUGUAAUCUUCAAGGGAGACUAGGACACUGACCAUUGGGAACCUUCGCUGUGGGUAAAAUUUUUCAUCCGAAUCCCCAUGGUGAAUAUGUAAAUUGCAACCACCAAUUGUAUAUGUUAUUAGACUUAGCUUGGGUCUUUAUGCCAAAUGUAUAAUUGUCAUGCGACAAGCUACGCAUGUAUCGCAAGUUUUAAUUGCAAAUAUUUACGUUAGUUAUUGUAGAGCAUUCUGUGCUAGCUAUUGGAUUUCUAUUAUAUUAAAAUAAUACAUGUCUAUACAAUCUUCAA